Molecule: messenger RNA, 6602 nt
Organism: Ornithorhynchus anatinus (platypus)
Lineage: Eukaryota; Metazoa; Chordata; Mammalia; Monotremata; Ornithorhynchidae
Gene: IL6ST
Product: interleukin 6 cytokine family signal transducer
Exons: 16
Coding region: 122-2869 (915 amino acids)
Biological process (GO): cytokine-mediated signaling pathway
Cellular component (GO): membrane; signaling receptor complex; external side of plasma membrane
Molecular function (GO): cytokine binding; cytokine receptor activity
Source: RefSeq, a predicted model, not a curated record
GUGGCGGCGGCGGCGGGUGGGAGGUGGCGUCGGGGCCGAUGUGUGGGCUGCGGGCCGGGGCCUGGCGGCCGGGAUCCCGCCGCUGAGUCGCUGGCGGAGCCCGCAGGGAUCUCUUUGCAAAAUGUGGCUCUGGGUGAUACGAGCUUUCUGUGUCCUCGCAGUCAUCGAUUUGGGAAAAGGAGGACUUAUUAAACCAUGUGGGCAUAUUGUUCCAGAAUCAGCAGUCUUAGAACUGGGCUCUAAUUUCACAGCCAUUUGUAUUCUCUAUGAAGAGUGCCUGGAAAUGAACUAUGAAGAUGCAAGCCACAUUUUCUGGAAAACUAAAAACAAACAUGUUCCAAAAGAGCAGUACACAGUUUUAAAUAGAACGGCUUCAAGUGUUACUUUUAAUAAUAUAUUUUCAUUAGAUAGUCCUCUGACAUGCAACUUAUUAAAAUAUGGCCAACUUGAACAGAACAUCUAUGGGAUCCAAAUCAAAUUGGGAUUGCCUCCGGAGAAGCCUACAGGUUUGCACUGCAUGGUGAAUGAGAAUGAAAAAUUGCGAUGCUGGUGGAAUCCUGGAAGGGAAACCUAUUUAGAUACCCACUUCACAUUAAACUACAACUGGUCUGGGCCAGGGAAUAAUGGCACUCGAGAAGUCUGUGUCCCACCAGAAGGCGUCAAUAACACUUGUAUAUAUUCAGGCUUCGCUGUGUUCUUCAUCUACACUAAUGUCUGGGUUGAAGCGAAGAAUGACCUUGGCAUGGUCACGUCUGAUGUGAUCACCUUUGACCCCAUAGAUAUUGUGAAAUUUAACCCACCAGAUAAUUUAUCAGUUGACCGAUCAGAGGAACUCCCCAGUAUCUUGAAAUUAUCGUGGGCCAACCCAUUGCCUCAGCUGGGGAUAAGUCUGAAGUAUAACAUUCGCUACAGGGCCAGAAACUCCACAGCCUGGACCCAGAUUCCUCCUGAAGAUACAGCUUCAACCAGAGACUCCUUCACCAUUCAAGGCCUUAAACCUUAUACAGAAUAUGUGUUUUCAAUUCGUUGUAUUAAGAAAGAUGGGCAGGGCUUCUGGAGUAAUUGGAGUGAAGAAGUCAGUGGCUUCACAUCUGAAGCUAGACCCUCUAAGGCUCCAAGCUUCUGGUAUAACCUGGUUCACCCUCAUAGUAUGAAUGGAUACAGACUGAUCCAGCUCAUGUGGAAGGUUUUGCCUCCAUCUGAUGCUAAUGGAAGAAUCCUGGGGUAUUAUCUAUCGCUCACAAGGCAGAGGGCACCAAGCAUUCCUCAUAAUUACAGUAUUGACACCACAAGUAUGAUUGUGAACCUCACGAAUGAUCCUUAUAUUGCAACUCUAGCCGUUUAUAAUCGGAUUGGGAGAUCAGAGGACUCCCUUUUGCCUAUUCCCGGCCGGAAUUAUCAAGCAACUCAUCCUGUAAGGAACAUUAAAGCGUUUCCCAAAGACGGCAAUCUCUGGAUUGAGUGGACUGCUCCCAGUAGAUCGGUGAUGAAAUACGUGCUUGAAUGGUGUAUCGAGUCAGAUGACGUUCCCUGCACCGUUGAAUGGCAGCAGGAACCUGGUACUGCCCAACACACCUACUUGAGAGGGAAAUUAAAGCCGUUCACAUGUUAUUUGAUAACUAUUUAUCCAGUGUAUGUGGAUGGCCCAGGAAGCCCCCAGCGUGUAAAGGCAUAUCUUCAACAGAACCGUCCUUCCAGAGGACCCACUGUUCAGACAAAGAAAGUCAGCAAAAAUGAAGCUGUCUUAGUGUGGCAUCACCUUCCCAUUGAUGAGCAGAAUGGAUUUAUCAGAAGCUACACUAUAGUCUACAAAACUAGCACUGGAAAUGAAACAGUUGUGAAUGUGAACUCUUCCCAUACGGAAUAUACGCUUUCCUCCUUGACUAGUGACACACUAUAUAUGGUGCGCAUGGCGGCAAAUACGGACCAAGGUGGCAGUUUUGGUCCCGAAUUCACAUUUACCACUCCAAAAUUUGCCCAAGGAGAGAUUGAAGCCAUAGUGGUCCCCGUCUGUCUAGCAUUCCUGUUGACCACGCUCUUGGGAGUGUUGUUCUGUUUCAACAAGCGAGACCUAAUUAAGAAGCACAUCUGGCCCAGUGUUCCAGAUCCUUCCAAAAGUCAUAUCGCCCAGUGGUCACCUCAGACGCCCACUCGGCACAACUUCAAUUCGAAAGAUCAGAUCUACCCAGAGGGCUGCCUGACGGAUGUGAGUGUUGUGGAAUUGGAAGCGAAUGACAAGAAGCCUUUCCCAGAAGACCUGAAAUCUUUUGACGUGUUCAAGAAGGAGAAGACGACCGCCGAAGGACACAGCAGCGGCAUCGGAGGUUCUUCGUGCAUGUCCUCUUCGAGGCAGAGCAUCUCCUACAGUGACGACAGCGAGUCGGCCCAGACCACGUCCAGCACCGUUCAGUAUUCCACCGUGGUGCACGGCUACAGGGUCCAGGUCCCCCAGGUGUUCUCCCGCUCCGAGUCCACCCAGCCCCUGCUGGAUUCGGAAGAGCAGCCGGAAGACCUCCAGAUAGCCGACGUCGGGAGCGGGGAGGGCGCGUCACCCCGGCAGCGCUAUUUCAAACAAAACUGCGCCCAAGGCGAGGCCCAUCCGGACCGGUCACCUUUCGAAAGGUCAAAUCCAAUUCCUCCUUCGGUGAACGAGGAAGAUUUUAUUAGACUCACACAGCCGAUUCCAGGUCAGAGUUCAGGCCCCUGCGUAUCUAAGCCGAUGGACAGUGGGCAGCAAGGAGUCUCUGCCCCUGAUGUUCUUCCCUCGAGUGCCAAGUGGCAGGGGGAGAGCCAGGAGCCCCCUGGGGAAGACCUGCCCAAAAGUUACUUACCUCAGACUGUGAGGCCCGGAGGGUACGUGCCCCAGUGAGACCCACCCGGUUCGUUAGAGCCUCGGCACGUGGCCUGUUCUCCUCCUGAGUUACACCCACCCAGCCGAAUUUUUGUUGUUUUUUUUUUUUUUUUUUAACAAGUCAGAGCCGUUCACCAGGGUCCAUCGUCUUUCACCGACCACGUAGCCGUCAGGACUAAAGUCUGUUGUAGUCAGGGGGUUGCUUCCGAUCGAGAAUGAACGGGAUCCUGUUCCUAAGCACUACAUUGACAGUUUGGGAUCUAGUCUGAACAGUUGACUCGAUUGACUCUAAAUGCUGCUUCGGAACGUUUGCCUCUGGCAAAUGGGGGUUAAGAUUUUCAAACUUGUUUUGUUUUCGUCUUAUACGUAGAGGGUGGUGAGUAGUCCUGGGGUAUAGCUAGAAUGAGUUUGACUAGAAGUCAUUCAGAAGUGAAUAGCAAAAGGUUAAUUUUGAGUUUGGGGUUUUUGGGGUUUUUUUUUUUGAGUGGGUUCACUUUUUUUAAAAAAAAACUCUAACACUAGCUACUUGUCUGUGAAUGAAGUAUUUUUCCCUGCAUCAGUCUAAUCAAGAACCGUGUCCGUGUUCUUGAAAUUAGGGAGGCCGGCAUGUAUUAUUGGGGAAAUAAUAAGAUUGUAAACCCCUCAAGGGCAAGGACUGCAUCUCUCUAUUUUUCUCUCUUGCAUGUUCCCAAGCCCUAGUUGACGCUCUGUCCCCGGAGCCGGUGAUAACGAUAAUGAUCUUGGCAAAGAAGUCCUUCAGUCACUAGACCGCGAAUCCUCAAUUACCAAAGUAUAGAAAACAAUCAUUCUGGCACUACACUGAAGUCAGCCUCAACUGCUCUUUUAAUAAAAUCCGUUUAGGUAAACAAAUUAUUAUUUCGAUGCUCAAGGAGCGAUGAACGGUCAUUUCAAGCUAUUAAGGGUUUUGGGGGUUUUUUAAAGCAUUUAGUUUUUUAAGGGUUAGAAAGUUUUGUCGUAGCUUUCUCUGAUAAGUUUAAAUCUUACACUUUCACCGUUUCUAGAGAGAGUUGUCCCACUUACCGUUCAAACGUGACAGAAUGUGGCUAAAGACGCACUUUAUAUUACAUAGCUUUAGUUGGAAAUCCCUUGUCAUUUAGCAGAUACCGUUUUGUGCUUUAUCUGUUUUGUCCUGCAUGUGCGGCGGUCAGGGGGAGCCCUUUCUCCUAAGGCUUGGCCCGCCUUCUGGGUUUCCCUACAGGAAGAGGCAUCCUCUGGAUAUUGGUGCUCCUGGGUUUAACUGGGGACAGACUUCCCGAGGAGUCCGCCUCAGGGCCUGGAGCACGUAGCAUCCAGUCAACUUUUUUUUUUUAACUGACUGAACCUAUAGGGCAGGCCACCAUGCAGACUGUGGGAGCCCCUUUGCUUGGGCGGUGAGCCAGCUCCAAGCUUCCUGGGCACCCGGUGCCCAUCCUGUUUUGGGCCUGCUCCGAAGGCAGUGCUGGGGGAGGUGCCGCUCCUUUCCCCUCCGCUUCGCUCGCCCCGUCCCGCACAGACCUGCUGGGCUGAAGGUGAAGGCGGCCGGCCACACUCAGCGCCGGUGGUGACAACUGGCUCGUCCUGUGACGAUAAGACUCGGCUUUCGGCAUCUCCAGAACUCAGCCGUGCACCUUCUCCCUUCUCGAGGGGACGGGACCGGGCUUCCACAGAAACUCUGCUGCCUCUAGAAAGCCAUAAAACCAAACCCAGGCCGGAAAGGGCUCUUUUAUUACCCCCGCCCUAGUCGUGGAAUCACAUCCACCCGUCCUUUUUAGUGGGUAAGAGUGACUCUAGUCUUUCCCCAAGAAAUGUGGAUUAAACAGCUUUUAGCAGCAACGUGUUAUUAAAUUAUAUGCUACUUCAGAGUUUACCGUAUGUGGUUUCUGAAGAAAUUUGGUACACUUGAAAUAUCUGCACCUUUUCAAGGCCUGUAUUAUGGGAUGUGAUAAAGAUAUCUUGCACUCAUCACUUUGGGCACCAGGGAGCUUAGGCUAAGAGACCUGUGCUGUCUGGAGAUGCGCUGGCACCCUUUACUCAAACGAGACCACUGUUGAGAACCAACAGAUGAAAUUUACUGAAAAGCAUCUCUAACUUGCUAAAAAAAAUAAAAGGGGGGGGGGGUAACUUUUUAUUCAGGAAAAUGAGACUCCCCCCCCCCAACCAUGAAAAUAAGAUUACGGUGCGGUUUAGGUAACGGAGGAAGUAUUUGCCGAUCGAGUACAGGACUUGGCUUCUCUUGGUAAAAGCCUCGAUCCAAGGCUUGACAUAAGUAGGGAUGGGAAAGAGCAGGGUUGAGCAGACACAUCCUCUCUGGGCUGGGUUCUUCCUGGAAGCUCCUUCUCUUCCAUCAGCUCCUCCCUGGCUCUGAGCCAGGUGCGAGCCACAGAGCAGAUGUGACCACAGCUCUCAAACUGCAUCUGGGGAAGCUGCUGUGGUCAGAAGUACAGUUGCUCUUGCCUGUCCAGGCUCCCCCUUCUUAUCCCACCCUCCCAACUCUCCCCUCUCCCCCUCUCUCUCGAGGGGCAAGCUGUUAUUUGGGGGACCUGGGAAAUACUCUGUUAAUGCAUACUGAAGAGCUGCCCAAUUCGGUCCUUUUGUCUUCCACCCAACACCUUCUCUCACCAAUCUCACAGCCACGGUUCAAUCCAGGAGUCUACUGUUCUGAGAGCCGUUUCUCAGAAACCAAGGCCCGAUUCCUCAACUUAAUCAUAGGAAAGUGAGCUAUGCACCCUUAGCCAAGCAGACCGCUGGGACCUAACAAUCGCGUGAAUUGACUACUCUGAGCUUAAGACAUCACAAAGAUUAAAGUCGGGGGCUUCUGUAGACUAGUCGUCACCCUCUGCUAUCUCGCUCCUUUCUUGAUCGGUUGAAUCGGCUUCAUUCCGCGUUCUCCGUGGCAUUGCUCGGUGUCUGCCCGAUGCAUCACUAGCUUUUGUUUUUGUUUGUUUUUUGUUUUCCCUGAACCACGGAUGCCUUGAUUUCUACAAUGGGUCAGUUGCAAUAAAUCGGUGAGCCUCUUCAGCCCGUCUAGGGCUCCUGUCCCUAUUCCGACGCGGUCCUCGUUUUCACAGUGGAGUAAAACAUGGUAACUGAAGGGGCAGAAAUGGAGGUAACCGGGGACAGAGGCGAUCUUAGAAAUGCUCUGCUCCUAAAGCUCAGAGGUGGCAGAGGUUCCCUUUCUAGAACCGAGCUACCCUAAAAAGCAGACAAGCAGGGGCUGCGCACGACGAAGUAGCGAGUUGGCCCGGUUCUGUUGUGUGCGCCCUGCCGGGCGGAGGGGAGGCGGCGGUGAGAGUCAAGAAUGCUCCUCUGCCUUGCCCUUGACAGUUCUCCCCGUGGCAGGAAGAGAACUUGAGAACCACAGGAGCUACUGUGCGAAGCCCAAGAAGCCCCAUUUCAGCAGGUGGCCGAAACAUAGCGCAGACACCUUCGUGGGGGGCGAGGGAGACGCACGGCAUUUGGAACGUUGUGGCUCGAGAGAACUGUCUUCUACAGAAGCGACACCUAAUGGACUCCUUAUUAACAUGCUGUCCCUUCCCCUCUCCCCCCUCUCUUCCCUUCUCCCCAGCCUGUACUUGUGGAGGAGGUUAAGCUACCCCAUUGUAAUAUGCUCAUCUCACCUUUGCGGGCUGUAGCACACCUAGUAAACACAUCACCAGUUAUCGUCUCUUUUCUAACGCUAAAUGUAAUCCUGAAUGUUUCCUCCGAUGCACAUUGUAUUUCUAUCGUCUAAGUAAAUUUUAAGAAGGAAAAA